GCCUGUUUUCUUAGUGAUUAACUCAUAUAAAUGGCUGUUCUCUGCCAUAGAGAGACUAUCUUUCAUGCAUAGUUCGUCGGCAUUUAUAUCAUUUCACAAAAUAUUCAUUCCCAAGUUUUGAUAGACUGCUAGCAGGAAUGAGUUUAUCAGAAUUGCUUCGCGGCACCUUGUGCAAGAAGUUCCCAUGCGGGACAGGCGACUCUCCCCUCAAGAUGAAGAUGUGUUCCGAAUAUGACUAUUACAGCCUCAGUAAGAUCGACAAAGACCCCGACGACUUAUUCGAGAAAACCCGCAGCUUCUUCGAGGAGGUACAGGAGAUGAUGGGAAGUGAGAAUCUGAGCCAAGCCCGGAAAACAGCAUACGAGGAACAUAGCAUCGCCAUUAUGGCCGCAAUUAUUUUCGGUUCAAACAUGAUUGAGAAGACCGGAUCUUCAGAAAACAUCACCCAGAAACUCUGCAAAGACAUUUUCACCGGAGUUCCCGUCGCCUCAGAGAUACCCCUCACCCACCCAGACUGCCUCGCAAUGCUUACCCACAUCCUCCGCCAAGACCUCCCCCCCACCCACAAAUCCAUCAACCGCAGCCGCAUAGAAGUCACCCAACACGCCGCAGCAUGGACCUACCUCGUCACCUCCCUCCUCUCCGGCCCCCUCACCGAAACGCACCUCCUCACAGCCCACCUCAUCCUCUGCGCCGACCUCCCUCUCAACGACCACACGCCCUACGCCGGCCUCUGCCGCCUCGUCGGCGUCUACGCGGGCCUGAAUCCCUUCCCUCCGCCGGCCAGUAUCCCUAGUCUAAUCCGCACUCUAGUGUACGAUUACAACGCUGCUAUCGAUCUUGCGAAGACAGCGGGGUUUCUGGAUCCGUUCGCGCUGGCGGCGGAGUUUGGACAUCGGUUUGUGAAUAUUCAUCCGUUUAUUGAUGGAAAUGGGAGGGUGUGUAGGCUGCUGAUGAAUGCGAUUUUGUUCUGCUAUGCUGGGAUUGUGGUGCCGUUGGGGGAGACGGAGGAGGGGAGGGACGCGUAUUUGGGGGUUGCGAUUAGGGCGUCGGAGGGGGAGAGUGUGAGGGAGGAGGGGGGAAAGAAGGCGUGGGCGGAGUUGUCGUCGUUGCUUAUUUUGGAGGCGUGUGGGCGAUUUGAGACUUUGAGGGAGAGGUUGCGGACGGUGGCUUGA
Messenger RNA from Pseudogymnoascus verrucosus, 1175 nucleotides. RefSeq lists its product as uncharacterized. Bases 138 to 1175 code for a protein of 345 amino acids. The transcript has a single exon. The record is from RefSeq and is a predicted model, not a curated record. NCBI's taxonomy places the organism in Eukaryota, Fungi, Ascomycota, Leotiomycetes, Thelebolales, Thelebolaceae.